Molecule: messenger RNA, 2178 nt
Organism: Orycteropus afer afer
Lineage: Eukaryota; Metazoa; Chordata; Mammalia; Tubulidentata; Orycteropodidae
Gene: TGM7
Product: transglutaminase 7
Exons: 13
Coding region: 1-2178 (725 amino acids)
Biological process (GO): peptide cross-linking
Molecular function (GO): protein-glutamine gamma-glutamyltransferase activity
Source: RefSeq, a predicted model, not a curated record
AUGCUAAGCAUUUCACGUGUGCAUCCUCACUUAAUGCUCACGCGAACCCUACGAGUGGCAGCCUUGGAGCUCAGGUCCAUCGACCUGCAGAGUCUCAAGAAUAACAAGGAGCACCACACACAGGAGAUGGGCCUGAAACGGCUCAUCGUACGCCGUGGCCAGGCCUUCACCAUCGUCCUGAGCUUCAACCGGAGCUUCCAGCCCCAGACUGACAACAUCACCUUCAUGGCUGAGACUGGACCAGAGCCCUUGGAGCUACUGGGGACCCGAGCCACCUUCUUACUCAAGAGUGCCCAACAUGGGAAUGUCUGGAGGGUUUCUGACUUCACCAUUGACCUGAACUCACUCCAAGUCUCCCUCUUUACACCAGCCAAUGCAGUCAUUGGCCCCUACAUGCUCAAGAUCCAGACCUCCCAGGGGCAGGGUCACAACAUGAGUUACCUAGUGGGGACUUUCAUCUUGCUUUUUAACCCUUGGAGUGCAGAGGAUGAUGUCUACUUGCCAAGUGAAGUCCUGCUGCAGGAGUACAUCAUGAUGGACUACGGCUUUUUUUACAAGGGUCAUGAGAGAUUCAUCACCAUGUGGCCUUGGAACUAUGGGCAGUUUGAAGAUGACAUCAUAGAUAUCUGCUUUGAGAUCCUGAACAAGAGCCUGUACUUCUUAAAGAACCCGUCCAAAGACUGUUCUCAGAGAAACGACGUGGUGUAUGUCUGCAGGGUGGUGAGUGCCAUGAUCAACAGCAAUGAUGACAGUGGCGUGCUACAGGGGAAUUGGGGAGAGGAUUACUCCAGGGGUGUCAGCCCCCUGGAGUGGAACGGCAGCGUGGCCAUCCUGCGGCAGUGGUCCACUCAGGGUGGGCAGCCUGUGAAGUAUGGACAGUGCUGGGUCUUUGCAUCUGUUAUGUGCACUGUAAUGAGAUGCUUAGGUGUUCCAACCCGAGUCGUUUCCAAUUUUCGGUCCGCACACAACGUGGAUGGCAACCUGACCAUAGACACCUACUAUGACCAAAAUGCAGAGAUGCUGCCAACUCAGAGACGAGACAAAAUAUGGAAUUUCCAUGUCUGGAAUGAGUGUUGGAUGGUCCGGAAAGAUCUCCCACCAGGAUACAAUGGAUGGCAGGUUCUGGACCCCACUCCUCAGCAAACGAGUAGUGGGCUGUUCUGUUGUGGCCCUGCCUCUGUGAAGGCCAUCAGGGAAGGGGAGGUCCACCUUGCCUAUGAUACCCCAUUUGUGUAUGCUGAGGUGAAUGCUGAUGAAGUCAUUUGGCUGUUUGGGGAUGGCCAAGCUCAGGAAAUCCUGGCUCACAACACCAGUUCCAUUGGGAAGGAAAUCAGCACCAAGAUGGUAGGGUCAAACCAACGCCAGAUCAUCACAAGCUCCUACAAGUAUCCAGAAGGAUCUCCUGAGGAGCGGUCUGUAUUCAUGAAAGCCUCCCGGAAGAUGCUGGGCCAAAGAAGGGCCUCCUCACCCUUCUUGGAUCUGCUGGGGUCAGGGGGCAUGCAGUAUCAGCCAGCACAGCUACAACUACACCUUGCCAGGACGCCCCAGUGGGGCCAAGACCUGUUGUUGACUCUGCAUGCCUGGAGGGUGCCAGACAGAGCCCACCCCCGGGGCCCAAUCCAGCUGAUGCUACACUUCUGUGCACAGGCCCUCCUGCACAGGGGAGGCAUACGGGAGCCUCUCUGGAGGCAAGUGGUGCAAUUGAAAUUGGACUUCGGGCAGGAGAUACAGUUGCCUCUCCUGCUGCCCUACAACAAUUACAGAAAUAAGCUAACAGAUGAAAAGCUGAUCCGUGUGUCUGGCAUCGCCAAGGUUGAGGAGACGGGGAGGUCCAUGCUGAUCCUGAAGGAUAUCUCUCUGGAGCCUCCCCAGUUAUCUAUUGAGGUGUCUGAGAGGGCUGAGGUGGGCAAGGCAUUGAGUGUCCACAUCACCCUCACCAAUACUCAAACAGAGCCUCUGAGUAACUGCACAAUGGUGCUGGAAGGAAGUGGUCUCAUAGAUGGGCAGAUAUCAAAAGACCUUGGGACCCUGGUAGUUGGACACACCAUCAAAAUUCAUCUGGACCUCUACCCUAUCAAAGCUGGACUCCGCCUGCUACAAGUCUUCAUCAGCAGCAAUGAGGUCAAGGAGAUCAAGGGCUACAAGGACAUCUUUGUCGCUGCAGCUAGAGCUUCUUGA